GGCAGGCGGCAAUGCUCGCUAGUUAAUCAUUCCGAGUUCGACGUGUAAGUAAACAAGAAGACUAGCUAUCAGCUGGUAGCCAAAAUGGAUAGCUAGCCUAACAGAUGAAGUGUCAUAGUAGCGUUGGCCGUUGGUAAUGGAUUGUGUGUGAUUUAGGGAAACUGUGGUAUGCGCUGAAUUCUAUAUAAUGUCAGUGUAGUAAAGUGAUAUUUCUUAAGGAGACUGUUCAAUAACAGUAGGCUAAAGGCUACUACCAAAUCAGAGCAAGCGCAAUUUCGAGUUUGUCAAGGCCAGCCUGCCAAGUGGUACUUGGCUCCCUUACGUUCAGGGCUUAUCCUGGCUUGCCCUCGGACGGAUAUCCUCGGGAACGAAAUUACCAUCUUAGGAUAGUGCCACGUUUAUUCUUAGAAGAUGGAGCUUUUUAGAUCCGUCACGCAGACGGUGCUGGGGACUCCACAACCAGAUCAACAGCCGUCUGGCGCUGACACGGUUGAGCGUUUGAUAGAUCGUGUUCAGUCAUCUACUCUGUUGGAAGACAGACGUGAUGGAUGUCGAGCACUGAAGGCUAUGUCUCGCAAGUAUAGAGUUUUAGUGGGUGCCCAUGGAAUGGAUACACUAUUACAGGUGUUGGAAGCAGACAGAAGUGACCAUGAGAUUGUUAACUAUGCCCUUGAAACCUUAGUUAAUGUCACAGCCCCAGAAAUUUUCCCAGAAGAAUGUGAUGGUGAUUAUGUACCUGACAGUCAAGUAUCAGAACUGGGGGGCCAGUUUACUGAGAUAUUCACAAAACGCCAGGAAAACAUUUCCCUUCUCAUUAAUCUCUUAGAUGAAUUCGACUUUAAAGUUCGCUAUCCAACAAUUAAGCUGAUGACUAAUUUGUUGAAAAAUAGGCCGAAAGAGCUUCAGCAAGUAAUUUUAGUAAUACCCAGUGGAGUGUCUAAGCUAAUGGACCAGCUCUCUGACAGCCGAGAAGUCAUAAGAAAUGAUACAUUAUUGCUGCUGACACAGCUCACAAAAAGCAAUACCAACCUCCAGAAAAUUGUUGCAUUUGAAAAUGCAUAUGACCAUAUGUUUGAGAUCAUUCGAGAAGAAGGUUUCGCAGAUGGAGGUGUUGUUGUAGAGGACUGUUUGAUCCUGAUGCUCAACUUGUUGCGUAACAACCCAUCUAAUCAAACAUUCUUCAAAGAGGGAAGUUACAUCCAGCGUUUAACUUCAUUCUUCACGCAUCCUCUUGAUUCAAAGGAGGGUUGGUCAGCUCAAAAAGUCACUAAUAUUCAUUACAUGUUACAGCUUGUUCAAACACUGGUUGCUCCACAGAAUUCAGCACAAGUUGUCACUUCAUGUCAGAAAGUGAUGAACAAUUGUGGCCUUUUACAGGCCCUAACAUCAUUACUUAUGGCAUCAGGAGUUCCAGUAGAUAUAUUAACAGACACUAUAGUUACUGUAUCAGACAUGAUUAGGGGUUGUCAUCCAAACCAAGAAUUUUUUGCAAAUAUGAUGGCUCCUUCAACUCCACCCAGGCCUGCCAUUGUGGUUUUGCUGAUGUCAAUGGUAAAUGAGAAACAACCAUUUGUGCUUCGCUGUGCUGUCUUAUAUUGUUUCCAGUGCUUUCUGUAUCGUAAUCAGAACGGUCAGAGCCAGAUUAUCCAGACACUUUUACCUCAAACAGCUGAUGUUGUGCCUGGAACUAAACCUUUUCCUAAUUCGGUAACAGCAGGACAGCUUCUUUGCAGUGGUUUAUUUUCUCCUGAUCCUGUGUCCAAUUGGUUUGCUGCAGUUGCUUUAAGCCAUUCAUUAGUAGAAAAUGUUACCCAGAAGGAACAUAUGUUGCGUGUGCAGUUAGCAACAAGUGUAGGAAGCCCUCCUGUUUCUCUCAUGCAGCAGUGUACAUCAAUAUUGCAAGCUGGAACAAAAAUCCUCACUCGUUUAGGCAUCCUUAUGCUGUUAUCAACAUGGCUAGCUCACUGUCCUCUAGCUGUGCAGACUCUACUCAAUAUUCCUACAGCUGUACCAUAUCUCACAGCACAAGUGAGUGCCAAUGAACAUGAUGAAUUGGAGAGAGUGAGUCAGGGUUUAUGUGCAUUUAUACUGGGAUUAUGUGCUCAGUUUAAUGAUGGAAGCUGUGCCAACUUUUCACAAGAAAGUCUAAGGCAACUUGUAUCUGAUAGAAUUGGAGCUGAAAAUUUUGGAGAUAAGUUGAGUGGAAUAUCAAGAAUAGAAGCAUACUCAAAGGCAGCCAAAUCACCACAACUGUCAGCUAAACAACCAUCAGAUCUAGUGUUUGAUCAUGAAUUUUGCCGUCUCUUCAAGACUUUGGAAAGUUCUUCUUUAAGAGCUGUUACACCUCAGUUAAUGAAUGGCACAAGUAGCGAGGUGAGUCCUGCUGAAGUGAUUAAAUACAAAGAUAUAAUUCGGGACCAAGAUUUAGAAAUCUGCCAAUUGAAGGAAACUGUCAACCAGAUUCAGAGCCAGUUGAAUGAACACACAACAGAUAAAGAACGAUUAAAAGCUCAAAUUCAACAAUUGCAUGAUGAAAAUACAGUGUUGAAAGCCCAGCAAGACAUAUCUGCUGUUGGGACAGAUGCUGUUACUUCAACGACAUCAGAAUCUACUGGAAAUUCCACUGAAAAUCAACAGUUAACUCAACAACUGAACCAGCUUCAGCAACAGUUAGCUGAAAUGACCCAUGCAAGAGAUUAUUAUUAUUAUGAAAUGGCAAAGAAAGAUGCGGAACUCUCAGCACUGCAACAGUCAAAUCAGCUGUCAGAUCAUCAGCAGUCACAGCAACAGGAGGUGCAACAGACUACUCCACAGAAUGUGGAAGCUACAAAUAAUAACUCUGAGACGGGCACUAACGAAGUUCAAAAUUUGUGUAAACAGUUAGAGGACUUGCAGCUUGUCCUUUAUAACAAAGAUUGGGAAAUCCAGCAGUUAAAAGAGAACAUGAAGAACAACUCUAAUUAUCCCCAAGAAAAUUCUUCAGCUGAAGAAACAGGCUCUAAAGUCUUGUCCCUGGAGAAAGAACUGGAUCAGUUAAAAGAACUGAACAGUAAAUUGAGGGAUGAAAACAUCUCGAUAGAUGGCCAACUUCAAGACUCCCUUUCUCAAAAUAAAGAACUUCAGAAGCAGCUCAGUGCAGUAACAUCAUCAGAGAGUACUGUAUCAGCUUCAUCAGAUGCUAAAAGAUGUAGAGAUCUAGAGGAUGAGCUUGAAAAUCUUAAGAAAGAGCAAGAGGACCUCUUGGUAUUGGUAACUGAUCAAGACAGCAAAAUGUCUGACUACAGACAUAGACUGAGAAGGUAUGGAGAAGAUGUUACAGAUGAUGAGGAUGAUGAUGAUGAAGAUGCAAUGUAUGGUUCACUCACUGGCUCUUACGAUGACUAUGACGAUGACGACGAAGACCUUCAGUGACACAUGGUUUUCUCCUCAUAGAGGAGCUGCAAUUUCCCAGUAAGAUUAUGGGAAAAACUGAGGAAUUUCAUAUCUAGGAAACUAACCAGAUCAACCAUAUCAAACACAGAAGAAAUUUCUCACAUUUGAUUGUAAAGCAGAUCUAAUGAAAGUUAUUCAUAUACAUAUAUACUUCAUUAAAAAAAUAAAAAAUUGAUUUAUUACAUGAGUAAUAGUCGUGUUAUAUGAAAUUCUCCCCAAUUAAAGGUGACACAAAGAUUUUAACCAUUCAUUAAUAUUCAUGUCAUUCUAACACAUUACUGUAUCAGGUUAAUUAAAACAGGUAAAUUGAAGAAGUGUAAACAUUUCAACCAGUCAGUGAAAUUUUAAUUACUGGGACUUUACUACUGUACAGCAAAAUUUAGUGCAAAAGUGGGUACUCUAUUAAUGUGCGCAGCAGUUAGAGCUGCUUAAUUAAUUUUUUGGAAAUUGCGUAUAAAAUAUGCACUUUAAGGUGACUGAUUUCAUCCAUGUUUUCUAAACCUCAUGAGUAAUACAUAGAUAAUUGACAAGAGCAUAGGGAUUUACAAUGGAGUACCUCUUAUAAGGAGACUAUUCGACAUAGAAUUUAAAGAGAGAACAUAGAUGCACUCCUGUUAAUUUAUUGAAUUAUUGUAGUUACUUAGUAGUGUGUAACCUGUAAGUUUGACUCAUGUCAGCUGUUGGCUAUCACUCAUAAAUUAAUAUGCUGGGUAUGCAAUUCAAAGUUAUCAGAUUUAUUGCAUUACCACAUGUUCUUCUAAUUUCUUACUUGUUACUCUUUACAAAUAAUCCAUAGCUUUGAGCCACAUUACCAUACUGGUGUGAUUUAUUGGGCAUCAUGGGAUAAAAACUACAAGUAUGCUUUCUAAUGUUUUUAAAACUAUUUUCUGUUGAUCUCAUCAGUCAGAUGCCUCUCAUUCAUAUUCAGCACAUUUUAUCAGGCAACUUUGAUCUUGCUUACUGAAUCAAGGGGAAUGGAGCUUAAUAAGUAUGAUCAGUAUCCUUUUAGCUCCAUGUCAUAUCUUUGGCAUUUUGUGUUUUAUAGUCAAGUCUCUACAGAUUUUGAGAGGAAAACUAGUGGUUAUUAAGAAAAAGGGCUAUAAUUUUUAUCACAUUUAACCAUUUUAGAAUUGAAGGUGAAAUGAAUUUGAAGUAAUAAGAAGGAAAGGUAAUUGCAGUUCAGUCAUUAAUCAAAAUCAUAUAGCUUAUUGACGAUGCAACGUACCAUUAGUAGUACUGUAUUUUAGCAUGGAUUACUGUUGCUAAUACAGAAGGUGGCAGGUACAUAACAUUUCAUUACAUAUAUUAUUCUGAUGAAAAGAAAAUUUGUAUAUAAGCGAUGUAUUCAUAUAUAUAAAAUUCUUACCAUAAAAUAGGAAAUGGUAGUUUCAUUUUUAAGAAAACAGCAAAUUCUGGCCUUUAAUUUUCAAAUCAAAGGGUAUGUAUUUGAUUUGAAUACGUACAGUAAUGUCAAGUUGAAGAAUUGAUUCAAAUGGCAUCCAUCUUUCCCUUAGUGAACUGAUAUCAGAUGGAACCAGUGAAUAUGCUUAAUUAUAGUUUCUAAGAAAAUGUUUAAUGCCAUAUUGCUAACAUCAUUUAGAAACAUUGCAAGUGGACAUUUUUAAGAAUUAUGGUCUUGUGCUGUAAACAGGAAACUGAGGUGUUAAAGGAUCUUAGCUUACAAACUAGUAAAGAAUCAUACAAGAAUGCGACAGCAGUCUAAAAAAUAUUUUGAUAUCACUUUGAGGUGAUGUUGAAAUAGGUCUGUCCACAAUGGAAUGAAGUACAUUCUACAUGUGUGAUAGAUGGUAAAGUGAUUUAUGUAUUCCCAUAUAUUUUUCUUUAUAAAACUUAAGGUAGUAGAACAAAAUUAUAUUAAAUAAAAAUAUAGGAUGAGAUUUCCAUUAUGAGCCAUCGCACAUAUAUUUUUUGAGGCUUUUCCAAUGGAAUUGCUACAUUGUGUUCUCAAAACUAAUAGACAUAAGAAAAGAUUAAUUUCGCUGAUAAAUAAUCCUUACAUAUUACAUUGCUCUAACUGACUUUUGUUAAAUUAUAAGAACUAGGAAUAUUCAUGGUUAGAUUUGUAAUCUCAUCCAGGAAUAAUUUUCAUUAUAUAGGUAAUGGGAAUGAUGAUCUUUUGAUUGUUCAGUAAGAUUUAUUUUCAUGAUGUUGUACUAGUGUUUUUGUCAGUAUUCCUAGGAGUGGCUUUGGUUGAAACAUCUUUAUAAGUGAAAAAUGCUUAUCUUGUGUAGGACUCUCAUUUUAGAAUCAGUAUUGAUUAAAAGAUGACUAUUUGCAUUUAUUGAAUUGUUAUUGUAAUGUUUAUAUAAUGAUAUUGUAUUGCAUAUUUGUAUUCUCUAGUAGUAGGAAGGCGAAUACUUUAAUGCAAAAUGACAUUGAGAGAAGGUUGUUUUAUGAUUUUUGAACCUUAAAGGUCAUAUGUUUUUAGCAUGACAUCUUUUCAUCCAUUGGCCAUUUACAUCAGAGGUCCGAGCAGUGCACUGCAGCAUAUGACCUUUGCAAAGCUCCUAUAUGUUAUCCUAAAUUUUAAUCCUUUGGGAUUAUUCAUAGAUUUUUAUAUGGUUGUAGUUGUGGCUUAUUAAAUUUUUUUUUUUGAAAGUUUUUGAAAGCUAGCACUAAUGGGUCAUACUACAUAAUCAGUUCAUUUACAGUAGUGAGCAUGAGAACAGUAGAUGCAGAUGAAGUUACAUUCUUUUAUGAAUUUUAAGCUCUGUAAAGUUUUUAUUUUAAUUAUGGUCACAUAUAUAGCAUGCCAUCUAAUCAUCUGUGGCCAUAAAAGUUUUGAAUUACUUCUUGUAGCCAUAAUGACAAGCAUUAAUUAAUAUCCUAUAAAAUGUUUUUAACAGAACAUUACCAUAGAUUUUAGGCAGGUUACAUGUUUCAGUUUUAUCAUGCUUUUUUUAUAAUCAAGGAUUAGCUUAACAUUUAUUUCAAUUUCCAUCCUUGUUGAUGAGUAUUAGUGUCUUUUUUUAUUUCUAGGGUUGAAUAUGGAUACAGUAUAUUUUAUUACUUGGCACACAUGCAAAGAAAUAUGCAUCUUGCUUAUAAUAUUAUGCUUAAAGACUAUUCAUGGGUUGAAGGGUGGAAGUUAAGGAAAAACCAAAAUUUAAAAAAUCAGACAGCUUGUAAUGGAAGGGACCAAAGAGGAUGAAUGAGAAGUACAAGGUAGUUAAGAAUGUAGCUGAAGUUCCAAGGAAAGCCACAGAGAGUGUAUGAGUGCUACUAAUAACUCAGUAGUUGGCACCUUCUCAGGGUACUAUAUGCAUUUAAGACAAGACAGUCAUCAAUAAAAGUGUAAUAAACUGGACUGGUUAAAUAGCAGAUAGAUGUUUUACAGUAAGAAUUGUACAACCAUUUUCAAAUAAAUAACGAAAUUAAAGAAAAAUGACAAAAGACAAAAGAAAAUUACCAUAUAAAGGAUAGAGGAAUAUAAAAGCCAAAGUAAGUAAUAUAAAGAAAAGCAAAGGCAAACACAAAUUGACCUUGGUUUAGGAUUCAGUUGUAUAGAUUAAGGUGUGCCCUCUGUAAUAAACCUUUUCACUCCAUAUGUUCUGUAGAAGGGUUGUUGAAACUGAAAAUAAAAGUCAGAAAAAGACGGAACCUAACCCAAAAUCUAAGUUGUUAAGGGAUGAUUUUGUCAGAAUAUAAACCAGCUCCGUAUGGUUGUUUUCUUUAUACUAUGUUGGAAAGAGGUUAGUUUUAUCAGUGAAUAAAUGAUUGUAGAGAAUCACUUCAAGGGUUAAUCAGUGUAUGGAAAGUUGGUUCUUGUUGAGUAUAAACUUUACUUUACGUAGUACAAAACAAUAAAAAUUUGUCUUGAUGGGAUUCAAUAGGAUUUAUAUUUGAUACAAGAGAUGAUUAUUAUUAUUAUUAUUAUUAUUAUUAUUAUUAUUAUUAUUAUUAUUAUUAUUAUUAUUAUUAUUAUUAUUAUUAUUAUUCUUAGCAAUUUACGAAUCUUUACUAAAAGCAUAUUCAUCUGCUGCUUCAUAUAAGUGACUCGCUAAUGUUUUUUAACUACGUAUUAUGUAUGAUAAAUUUUUGAAUUAACUAAAUCUAUGGGUAUAACCAUCCCUGUUUCAUGGGCAGAACCAGCUCCGUUUCAGAGAAUCCCUUCUUACCCCCACCCCCUUCCGAGGGGGGAGAGAAGGUAGGAUGAAACCCCAUUAUAAACCAUCUUAGGAGACCCCACUAUAACCCUGCCAAGUUUCAUGCCCAUCAGACCAGGCAUGUGGCCGUGAUUGAAUGACAGACAGACGGACGGAUUGAUGGACAGACAUGACGCCCAUAAUAGUAUAGUAAGAUUAUUAUUAUUAUAUUAUCAUUAUUAGUAAUUCAACCAGACCACUGAUCAGCUUACAGGAUAGACUGUUAUUCAGAUAUCUAACUGUUUUUACAUUUAGAAUUAUGAAUUUAUAUUUUUGUCUUGAAGGGAAACUGGUAAUUUGGACUCCUCUAAACAAGAGUUGACAUCCCUAUAUGGAUCUCUAGAUAUUUGCAGAUCUAUAGAAAUGUUAAGAAAGUGCUGCUUUGUUGGAGUUAUAAAAGGUUAAAGAAUGUAUACACUAACAUUCCAUGUUUUAAUACGUGAGCUUUUAAUGUCUUGUAUUAGAAACAGCUCCAUUGAUGACAUUAUUUUGGUUUGUACCAGUUAUCCCUGUGGAAACUUGUCAUAACUCUGAGGUAAAGGAUAAGUACAUAGUCUUGGCAACAAACAAGAUGAUGAUAUUAAAAAGAAAGAAAUCUUCAUUGCUUUAAAUUGUACUUCAUCUAGCUUAUGUGCUUUAUUUUAAUAUAAUUUUAGAAAAUUCUUCAAGUUUCAUUGUCACACGAGCGUUACAUUAGUUGACAUCAAAAGACACUUACUCAUCAUCUGGUCCUAAUAUCCUUGUUACUUACAAAUUGCUUUUGAUUUUUCUUUUCUUGCAGCUAUAUUUAUGCCUUUUUUAAUAGGUCAUGAUUUUUGGCAAAGAUUCCAGCCUAUUUUGUACUAAAAGAUGCAUAUAUCCAGUGAGUUAUGUAUACUUAAUUUUCUUCUUUUUCUAUUUUGCUAGGUCUACCUCAUGCUCAUUACAAAAUGUUUUAAGAAGUAGUUUUACACCUUUUGUAUAUAUACAUAUUUUAUGAUACAUGAAAAAUUAAUCUACAUGUGUUCAUUUACUAAUGCAAAAAUAUUAACCUCGCUGAUAAACUAAUUUGCCUUUCAGUAUGCUUCUGUAGUGGAUGGUAAUGAAUAUAAUAUCUCAGAAUAGUUUUUUAGUAAGCAUAAAUGUUGUACUACUAUUUAAAGUUUAGAUUUUUGUUUUUAUUUUACAUGUUGAUUAGUACAAUAGAUGAUUGUUAAGACAUAUUGAAGCUCAAAAUGCAGCGGUAAAUACCGAAUAUAUAUCCAUGCCAUUACUAGUCCAAACAGUGCAAGAGACUUUCUUAACAUUAGGGAUGAAUAUAUUACAAUCCUUUUUAUGAAUUGAUCUGAUGCCUUUUAUGUUGAUAUAUUUGAGCUUCUAGAAUCUUAUUGGUCUUUGGAUAUUAAUCCUUUUUAUGAAAAAUAUGUAUGGGAUUAUUCUGUGGUCACUGCAUCCCUUGUUUGUUGGUACAGAUGACUUUUGCAGUUUUCUUUUAAGGGUGGCUACAUUCCUUAACAUAAAUUAUGGUAUUUGUUCUGUUUUGAUUUAUAUGAUUUGUUAAAAAAAUUCUUACGAAGAUGAAACUUCUUGAUAAAUUAUGAAAGAAUGCUCUAAUGCACUACUAACCCUGUUGUUAUGAUAGCUAAUCCUGAUGUUAUGAUGGGAAGUAUUAGUGUUAUUACCAUGCUGUACAUUGCUUAGAAUCUGCUUGGAGAGGUUUCAAGAUUGAGCAAUGACAUUCUUAAUUCAGAUGCCACUUUAUUUGUAGGGGUUUGUAAUUAUUUCAUUUCCUUUCAACUGAGUGUCCAUUAACAUGGAGCUGUGAUAAAAUAGUUAAUUAUUGUUGGGAGUAUAUAAAUAAGAUAUUUUAAGUUUUAUAAUGCUUUACAUGUUACUAAAGUGUUGCAGUCCUUUAUUUAUUAUAGAAUAUUAUAGCUUCUUACUUCAUGAUGUACAGGCAAUGCUGUAUAACUUAUUGUGCAAAAGGAAAUUUGUGUGUUUGAUUACUAACAUUAGGUCAUGUAGGGAUUAUGUAGGAUUAACAUACAGCUUUGCAAUUCUGCAUGGUCUUUGGUUUUUGUGUUUUGUUUUUUUUAUGUUUAUGAUAACAUGUUUUGUCAAAUAUUGUAAUAUUCAUUAUUAGAUUAAUUUUUAUUGUGACUUGCUUAACUUCAUUUCAGCAGUCCUUGAGAAAACUUAGUUGUAUGUAUAUAGUUCUGGAGUUAAAUAAAUCCUUUUUCUGA
Messenger RNA from Macrobrachium nipponense, 9820 nucleotides. It is a transcript of the gene p115, whose product is annotated as general vesicular transport factor p115-like. The coding region runs from base 412 to 3411 and encodes 999 amino acids. The transcript is spliced from 19 exons. Gene Ontology annotation, cellular component: Golgi stack; cytoplasm; Golgi membrane. NCBI's taxonomy places the organism in Eukaryota, Metazoa, Arthropoda, Malacostraca, Decapoda, Palaemonidae. Gene Ontology annotation, biological process: transcytosis; intracellular protein transport; vesicle fusion with Golgi apparatus. The record is from RefSeq and is a predicted model, not a curated record.